AUGGUUCCAGUCAGUAAACCCUAUAUUCUACUGAGUGACACGUCACCAGAGGAGGGAUCUUCGGUGUGGCUGCGCUGCGGCCUGGAAAACGGAACUGGGCCUCUUUACUUCCUGUGGGAGCAUGAGACUAACAGCGGAGUGGUCGAGACCGUCAGCCAGGGCAACAGCAGUAUGUUCAACAUGACAGUUGUCAACCGUAAUAACACAGGCUGGUACCGCUGUGUGGCCCAGAACAAGGUCAACCAGGAACGGUCUGACCGCAUCUGGAUGGACGUCAUCUAUGGUCCAGAUGUCCCCCAGAUAGAUGUGACUCCCUACACUAUAACAGAUAGAGGAUACUCUGCUGUGGAGAGACAGACAGUCUCUCUGCUUUGCCAGGCCCUCUCCAAUCCUCCCAGUCAAUAUGUCUGGUUCUACAACAACAGUCAGGUGUACACAGGACCCCAGUUCACCAUCACUAGGAUUCUGCGGAUGCACACUGGUACCUACGCCUGUCUGGCUCAGAACACGUACCUCAACACCCGCUCUAUGAAGACCAUCAGCCUCACUGUUUACUACCCUCCAGAAGGUUCCCCUUCCUGCUCUGUUUUGCCAGCGAUGAAUUCCUCUUCCCUCAACCUGACCUGUUCCUGGACAGGGGGCCUGCCGUCCCCCUCACUCCACUGGACUAGAGACCUGCUGACCCUGACAGAGGAAUGGCUAAAGCCUAGAGAUGAAGGGGCGUGGCCAGCAAAAUAUGUGUCUGUACUGCAGUCUGGAUCCCAGACCUCCAACAACACUCUGUUCACCUGCCUGGGGACACACCCUGCUCUCAACACCACCACACAAUGCACUGCUAGGGCCUGGUUUCCUUCUGGCGACCCGGUGUGUUCUGCUUAUGCCAAUGGUAACAACCAGUACCUGCUGCUGUCCUGCUCCUGGGAAGGUGGGUCUCCCAGGGCUGUGGUGUGGUGGGAGGGGCCAAAAGGAGAGGGACGGGGCCAAGAAGUAGACACCUCCAACAUUCUGGUAUAUCGUUCUAACUCCACCCAGAAUGGAAAGGCCUACACCUGCUAUGCAAAACACCCCCUAGACACACUCACUAGGACCUGCAAACUCACAUUAGAGGCUCCAGUCUUGUUGACCCAGCGUAGUAUGGUGUCUGUGUUCGAGGGCAGUGAUGUCCAGCUUACAUGUAUCCUGCAAGCCAACUAUCCCCCUGCUGAUCAGAUUGUCUGGCUAAACAACCGCAGACAGGAAGUCGUACAGGAAGUCCAGGAAGCUCUGGCCACAAGGAAGUAUGUUCUGCGGCGUGCAGCGGCGUGGGCCAACCUGACAGUCCUACAGACAGACGGAAAAACAGACAGCGGCCAAUACUGGUGCUCUGCUAACAAUUCGGUGGGAGGGACCGAGAUACCUGUUACGCUAUUGGUCAAGAGGUACCCUAUGCCCCCCAAUGUGACCCUGGUCCGGCUGGUGUACAGGAGUCGACAGCGUCUUCAGGUGGAGUUGGAGUGGCAGAUAAAGGGAGAGGGUGAAGGAGGAGAGGGAGGAGGGCUGACUGGAUUUAUCCUGGAGCGUAGACUUUCCACGGCACUGGGGAGGAGAGGAGAGGGGGAAGAUGAUACAACUACAGCCCCUGCUGAGCAACAGGAGCUGUUAGAUGAGAAGAGGAGUAGUUCCUCUCCUUGGCAGCAGGUGGCGGUGUUGGGAGCUGUAGAGAGGGCUCACACGAUGGGCAACAUGACCCCAACAGACACCUACCAGAUACGCAUCACAGCUGUCAAUCACAGAACCCUUGGACACCCCUCCCCCCCCAAAACACCAGCGGAUCCUCCCUUUAAUGCGUACCCUGCUGUGAUUGGAGCAGCCAUUGGAGGAAUGCUCAUUGCUGCCAUAGCAACCAUUCUUCUGUUCAUGUACAUCAUCCGCAACCGCAACAACAACCCUCGACUUCAUGACAUGCUGUUCGGAAUGUCACACAGCCAGUCAAGGGAGAACAUUAACUUCCCUGAUGAUGAGGUGGUGGGAGGAGCUGACAGAGAGGGAGGAGCUACUGAACAUAGUCCAUCGCCCAGCCAAGGUCCAUCCAUGCCCUCACCGCGGGCAGCCCUGCCCGAAAGCCCCUCACCGCAGGCAGCCCUGCCCGAAAGCCCCUCACCGCAGGCAGCCCUGCCCGAAAGCGCCUCACCCGUCUCCCCCCCUCCCCCAGCGGAGGACAACGAGCCUGUUAAUGUCACCAUCACUGUCACGGCAACAGGCUGAAGAUCACCAUACUCCACUAUUUUGCAAUAAACAACUAAUAUUAAAGGUAGAGCUAUUAGAUAUAAACAAAUUAGAGUUGGAAAACAAAUGUAAGCACGGACCCUCUUGAUACCAUGCAUGUAUACAGCUCAACACCAGAGACCAGGUUCAAUACCCAUCUCCAACCUUCACUACACCUCUUCCAGAGCCCCUGGUCUUCACCACCAACAACUGUAAUAUACACAUUACAAAUACGCAAGGAAAGAAAUAUACAAAACAUCCUAAUAUUUUAAAGUUUUUUGUUGAACUGAUCUCCUGCAAAAUGUUGUUACAGUGGGCACUUCCUUAGAUGAGGGCAGAGGUCAGCUU
Messenger RNA from Esox lucius (northern pike), 2592 nucleotides. RefSeq names its product V-set and immunoglobulin domain-containing protein 10-like 2. Gene Ontology annotation, biological process: cell-cell adhesion. NCBI's taxonomy places the organism in Eukaryota, Metazoa, Chordata, Actinopteri, Esociformes, Esocidae. The transcript has 16 exons. The record is from RefSeq and is a predicted model, not a curated record. Bases 1 to 2244 code for a protein of 747 amino acids. Gene Ontology annotation, molecular function: cell adhesion molecule binding. Gene Ontology annotation, cellular component: cell-cell junction.